AUGGACUGUAGCUGCGUCUCAGACCUUCUCUUCGCCCCACCCGCCCUGCCGGCUCUCUGGACCCCUGGCUUUGCCUUCCCGGACUGGGCCUACAAGCCGGAGUCGUCCCCGGGCUCUCGGCAGAUCCAGCUGUGGCACUUUAUCCUGGAGCUGCUGCAGAAGGAGGAGUAUCAGGGAGUCAUCGCCUGGCAGGGGGACUAUGGCGAGUUCGUCAUCAAGGACCCCGACGAGGUGGCCCGCCUCUGGGGCGUCCGCAAGUGCAAGCCGCACAUGAAUUAUGACAAGCUGAGCCGGGCCCUGCGCUAUUAUUACAACAAGCGGAUUCUUCACAAGACCAAGGGGAAGAGGUUCACAUACAAGUUCAACUUCAGCAAAGUCGUGCUGGUCAACUACCCAUUGCUGGACGUGGCAGCCGCCGCCACCGGUUCCCCCCUCUUGCUGGCCCCUGGCCCCUUUGGGGGCACCCCUGGACCAGAUGCGCCUCCCCUCACCCCCGAGACCCUGCAGAGCCUGUUCUCUGCCCCACGGCUGGGAGAGCCGGGGGCACGCACGCCCCUGUUCACCCCUGAGACGGACAAGCUGCGCCUGGACAGCGCCUUCCCAUUCCUGGGCUCUGGUGCCACUGGCUACUCCAAGCCACCAAGCUUGCUGGGUCCCUAUGGCCGUUCCUUCCCAGAGUAUCCUUGGAACUUUAACCCCUACCUCACCGGCCCCUUCCCCAAGCUGUCCCCCUCUCUGUACCCACCCCACUUCUACCCCAACCCUCUGGCUGGGUCCCUGGGACACCUGCCCUCAGCAGGGUCUGGUGGAGGGCCUGCAACUGCACCUCUGCUGGCGGCCACUGGUGAAGGCCCAGGCCUCGAGCGCCCCUCAAGCUUGGCAGUGGCCCCCCGGCUGGCGCUGCCAGGGGCUGGGGGCCCGGAGCCCUCGCUGGGAGGGAAGAACAGCGACUCGGAGCUGGAAAUUACUGAUGUCAGCGGCUGCAGCUCGGACAGUGAGGGCGAAGAGGGCCUCCCUGCGCCUCCCAAGGUCAAGGCAGGCAAAGGGGGGAUGGGCAGCUGA
Molecule: messenger RNA, 1062 nt
Organism: Echinops telfairi (small Madagascar hedgehog)
Lineage: Eukaryota; Metazoa; Chordata; Mammalia; Afrosoricida; Tenrecidae
Gene: ERFL
Product: ETS repressor factor like
Exons: 5
Coding region: 1-1062 (353 amino acids)
Biological process (GO): cell differentiation; regulation of transcription by RNA polymerase II
Cellular component (GO): nucleus
Molecular function (GO): DNA-binding transcription factor activity, RNA polymerase II-specific; sequence-specific DNA binding
Source: RefSeq, a predicted model, not a curated record